Molecule: messenger RNA, 924 nt
Organism: Cutaneotrichosporon cavernicola
Lineage: Eukaryota; Fungi; Basidiomycota; Tremellomycetes; Trichosporonales; Trichosporonaceae
Exons: 3
Coding region: 1-924 (307 amino acids)
Biological process (GO): protein insertion into mitochondrial inner membrane from matrix; mitochondrial respiratory chain complex IV assembly
Cellular component (GO): mitochondrial inner membrane
Molecular function (GO): membrane insertase activity
Source: RefSeq, a predicted model, not a curated record
AUGAAGCGGACCAACGACGAACUCGCCGUCAAGAUGGCGAUUGAGGGGAAGAAGGAGGGCUUGACGUACGAUGAGUAUAGGAAGAGACUGAAGGAUGAGCUCGCAACCCGCCAGGCAGCGCUGCACAAGAAGUACAGCACACACCCCACGACCACGAUGCUCGUGCCCCUCGCAGUCUCAGUCCCCCUCUUCAUCGUCAUGAGCAUGACGGUCCGCCAAGCUGUCACGACGUACCCCGAGCUCGCGGCGCAGUCUUUUGCGUGGAUCGAGCACAUGGGUCAGCCUGACAAGAUGUGGAUCCUGCCGAUGGUGGCUGGGCUGUUAGGCUUCGGAAACGCCGAGCACGCAACGUCACGUUACGAGGCGAGGAAGGAAGCUGCUGAGGCUUCGUCGUCUCCGUCCUCUGGGCCCUCCUCUCCUCCCCCUCCCCCCUCCUCUUCCCCCUCAUCAUCCCCCGCUUCUUCGAAACCGCCUCCCGCCUCCGCGCCUCCUCCGUGGCAGUCGAAGACUCGCAAGUUCUCCACCACGUCGGUGCGGGACGACCAGCACAGCGGCCCACAACAUUUCGGCAAGCGACGGGUCGCGGCAAAGCCACGUGCAGUCGCGCAGAUUCCCGGCGCGCCAAAGCCCAUGCCCCAGCCGGUCAAGGUGAAGAGGGUAAAGGGGCCGCAGGCCGCCGACAUGGUAGAGGAGACGCACUGGGUCGCAAAGCUGGUGCCACAGAACCGCGAGUGGAUCCAGAAGGCAUUGACGAUGACGCUGCGCGGUGCGAGCUUCCUCGUCAUUAUUGUGGGAUUGCAGAUGCCUGCGGCCGUCGUAUGGUACUGGACGUGCAGUAUGAGCUUCACGUUCCUCCAGAACAUCUACUUUGACCGGGCGGACCGGCAGGAGCGCGCCGAGGUCGAGGCGCUCAAGCGGGCAUAG